AUUCGGACAUUACUGGUUUUAUUGCAGUAGUGAACUGUCAAUGAUGGCAGGCAGAAGUGGAAUGUUUACUGUCGUGAAUAGAUAGAUGUUCAUAGUGGUAGCAGUUAUGUGAUUGGAUACGAAGAAAUGUCAAUGAGUGUCAUCUUGUUUUCUUCUGCAUGUCUGUGCUGCGUGCAUUCACUCUCAUAUGCUUAACCUUGAUAUUCCAUAUGGAGUAUUUUCAAACAAUUCUCGUAAUACUGUGGUGAUGGAUUGCCGCUCUGAUGAUCAAGACACUUGCAAUCCUUGUCUUUGGCGAACAAUUGGUCUGACAACCCAGCUUAUGUACACUGACGGGCAUAUUGUAGAGACAAUACAUCCUCUUCGCAUAUCCUCCACGAUUGAACCACAAAUAACGGCCAUCUUCGCAUAUCGGCCACCACUGGACAGCAAACCACGAUAUUCUUCCUAUUCGCUUAAUACAUUUCCUGUAGCAUAUCCUCAACUCAAUGACAUAUCAAUUAACCGACAGUCAAAUUAUUAUCGAAGGCAACGACAAGGAGUUUGUUAG
Molecule: messenger RNA, 550 nt
Organism: Loa loa (African eye worm)
Lineage: Eukaryota; Metazoa; Nematoda; Chromadorea; Rhabditida; Onchocercidae
Exons: 4
Coding region: 188-550 (120 amino acids)
Source: RefSeq, a predicted model, not a curated record